Molecule: messenger RNA, 1286 nt
Organism: Momordica charantia (bitter melon)
Lineage: Eukaryota; Viridiplantae; Streptophyta; Magnoliopsida; Cucurbitales; Cucurbitaceae
Product: phenylcoumaran benzylic ether reductase Pyrc5
Molecular function (GO): oxidoreductase activity
Source: RefSeq, a predicted model, not a curated record
GGUAAACUGGAUAUUUUGGUCUUUUUGACUUACAGCCAAAUGGUGGAGUUUCCAUAGGCACACUCUCCAGUCUCCGCUCUGCUUUCCAUUUUCCCUUUCCCCAAUCGCUUGGUUCUGCUUCUUCGUCUGUGUUUUCCGAUCGAUUCCUCGCCGGAAAACUUCAUCCAAUGGCCGGCAAGAGCAGAGUUCUCGUCGUCGGAAGCACCGGCUAUAUCGGUAAAUUUAUCGUGGAGGCGAGCGCUAAAGCCGGUCAUCCGACCUACGCUCUCGUCCGAGAUUCAGCUCUCUCCGAUCCGGCCAAGUCUCAGAUUAUUCAGAGAUUCAACAGCUUCGGAGUCACUAUUGUCUCUGGCGACCUGUUCGACCGCGAGAGUCUGGUGAAUGCGAUAAAGCAGGUGGAUGUGGUGAUAUCGACGGUCGGUCUUAACCAGUUAGGCGAUCAAGAUAAGCUCAUUUACGCCAUUAAAGAAGCUGGAAAUGUCAAGAGAUUUUUGCCUUCAGAGUUUGGGUACGAUGUAGAGAAUAAUGUUCAUGGAGUUGGGCCAGUGAAGUCAAUUUUUGAGGCAAAGGUUCGAGUUCGCCGAGCUGUGGAGGCUGAGGGAAUCCCCUACACCUAUGUAUGGUCUUACUAUUUUAAUGGGUUUUGUCUUCCCAGUCUGGCUCAGCAUGGGGCCUCUGCUCCACCCAGAGACAAGGUUAUUAUCAAGGGGGAUGGAAAUCCCAAGGUAAUUUUCAACAAGGAAGAAGAUAUUGCCUCCUACACUAUCAGGGCUAUGGAUGACCCAAGAACUUUGAACAAAAUUGUCUACAUCAAGCCCCCUGAAAAUGUCUUCUCCUUGAACGAACUCGUUGCCCUCUGGGAAACAAAAAUUGGGAAAACCCUCCAGAAAAUCUACAUAUCAGAGGACCAAUUGCUGAAGAACAUCCAAGAGGAUCCAGAGAAUUUGAUGCUGGCUUUUGAAUACUCAAUUUUUGUGAAGGGAGAUCAUAGCAACCGUGAAAUAGAAGCAUCAGUUGGAUUGGAAGCUACAGAGCUGUAUCCAGAUAUUGAAUACACCACUGUGGAUGAAUAUCUCAAUCAGUUUGUUUAGGUAUUUUCUUCUCUCUCUCUACCACUUUACAAAUACGUACCUCCCUGAUCCAAUGGUAUAUAGGUAUAUAUUUUUGUACCAACCCGAGCCUAGCUUGACUGAAUAAGGUAUGUAUUUUUUAUCAAAAGUUCGUGCAUUCGAACUUCACUCUCAUGUAUUGUUGUACCAAGAAGAAAUAUGUAUAUAUUUUGUGUA